Schizophyllum commune H4-8 is the source of this 3762-nucleotide messenger RNA. RefSeq lists its product as uncharacterized. The transcript is spliced from 9 exons. Gene Ontology annotation, cellular component: intracellular membrane-bounded organelle; nuclear envelope; membrane. Gene Ontology annotation, biological process: piecemeal microautophagy of the nucleus; maintenance of cell polarity; exocytosis. Gene Ontology annotation, molecular function: sterol binding; protein binding. The record is from RefSeq and is a predicted model, not a curated record. The coding region runs from base 166 to 3648 and encodes 1160 amino acids. Lineage: Eukaryota; Fungi; Basidiomycota; Agaricomycetes; Agaricales; Schizophyllaceae.
UGCCAUUGUUCAUACCCCCCAUUGUUCUCUCUCCUUUGCAUCCCCUCGAUCCAAAUCGUCUCACACGACACCUGUUGCACGAACACGCAACCGUCUGGCCCGUUCGCGGCACGAUAGUGCGGUGCCUACAAGCCCAGCCCGCGUAUACACCCCCAAACUCGUACCAUGGCGUCCCCAAGCUCUUCCAAAGCGGCGUCUACGACGUCUUCUGGCAAGGACUCCAACACGUCAGAACCACUGUACCAAGUGAAGCUCCUCGCUGCGAUCCGCAGCGGCGACCCCGCCCUUAUCCACCCCUUCCUCGCGGAGAUUGGCAAGGAUAGACGAAAGUCGGUCGACAAGGAUGGCGACCUGGAUACGGGAGCGGCGGCGCUACAUCUCGCGGUCCGAUGCGCGUCGGUGGAGACCGUCGCUCUGCUGCUUUCCCAUCGCGCGAUCUCGCCCAAUGGCAUCCAUCCCCCCGGGUCCGGCACCACUCCCCUCCAUCUGGCCGCCUCGCUCGGUCGGGCCGACAUCGUGAACCUCCUGCUCGAACAAGAGAACAUAGACGACACCAUCCUAGAUUCGCAAGGCCGGAACUGCAAGGAUGUCGCGCGCGGCAAGGCCGUUGUACGCGCCAUCGAAGAUUCUCGAUCCUUCCUCAACGCACGAUAUCGCUCGCUCCUGCAUUCGUACAUCCUAUCCCCACCCGACUCCCCUCCCCCGCAAGGCCUUAUCGAAUUGCUCGAAUCGCCUCGCAUUAAGUUCGUGAACCUCAGCUAUCUGGACGACGACACGGGGACGUCAUUGCUGCACGAGGCGGCUAAGCGGCGUGAUCUCCGAUUAAUCGAGUUGGCUGUGCGAGCUGGCGCCGAUGUCUUCGUGCGCAAUCGCAGGGGCAAGAUGCCCUACGAGGGGACGGGAAAAGACGACAAAGUCCGCGUGUUCUUACGACAGUACGCCAACCACGACGCGACUUUAAUCCAGAAUCAGGUCCUCUCGUCGCAGCCGCCAUCGUUGCAAGGUUACCUCAACAAGUACACCAAUGUCGCGAAGGGCUACAACACGCGAUGGUUCGUCCUGAAGGACGGAGUCCUCUCAUACUACCGGCACCAGGAAGACGAGACCAUCGCAAGUCGAGGAUCCAUAUCAAUGAAGACCGCUAUUCUGAAAACUCCUCCCGGUCAAGACAAGCUGCGGUUCGAAGUGCACUCUAUGCCGUCGAAGGGACAUCACUCCGGCGUGCAGAAGUGGUACAUGAAGGCGAAUCACCCCGUCGAGGCGCACCGCUGGAUACAGGCCAUUAACCAGAGCAUCGAGUGGUACAAGCGCGACGAUAUCAGCAUCCAGAGUACGGACUCCGUUGGCGAGCAGUCGCCGGCAGCGCAUCGGACGAUUCGAGGUAGUGUCACGAGCUUGUCGAUGUCUAUGCACCGGCAUGGCUCGAGCAGGACGCACCGGUCGAACGAGGCGGCGUCCUCGAGCUCGCACCUGGAUGACAAGAGUGCACGGGACGACACGAGCGAUGCGGGUGCGAGUCCGCGGCCUGAUGAUGACCGCCGAGACGAUGACGAGGACGCGUCAGAGUCAGACUCGGACUCGCGACGGGGGCGCGUACCUUACGAGGACACAUUCGAGCUGCAGGGCAACACCGCCGCUGCACAGCUCGAGCUCACCCUCCAGCUCUUCUCGAACCUCGACCUACCCCUCGACACGCCCCCGCGGACGCGCGAGCUUAAGACAGCCCUUGGCGACGCGCUGCGCACGGCGCAGAAGCUCGUGUCGGAGCACGUCGGGAUGGCAAAGGAGCGCGACGACUGGUGGCGGAAGCAGCUCGCGAAGGAGCGCAGUCGCGCGGCGGUGUGGGAGGAGAGUCUGGCGGCGGUCGUGCGCGAGGGCGAGGAGCUGGAGAAGGAGCUGAGGGCAAGGAGUAGGAGGCGCGGCAGUCGAAUGUUCGACCCCGAUAACGUAGGCAUGGGCACGGUGAAGACGCUGACGCUGCGCCCAAGAGCGUCGUCGGUGGCGCAGGAGGCGCGUGUGCCGUUGCCAGAGGUGUUCACGCCCGCGGAGGAGACGCUGCCGACGCCGAAGCCGGAGACGGCGGAUAGGCCCAUCUUGACGCCCCGACGCUCGACGCAGGCGACGCUGACGGCACGCGAGACGCUCUCGCCCGCGGCGAUGGACGACGGGGAGAGCUGCGAUACCGACGAGGAGGACGAGUUCUUCGAUGCGAUCGAGGCGAAUGCGAUCCCGAAUCUGGAGGUGCCGGCCCCGCUGAAGAGCCCGUCGCAUGAUGCGACGGAUCUGCCGCCAGGGUAUGACUGCAAGCCGUAUGAAGGGUACAGGCACCUGCGCCAUGAGCUACCUUUGAGCGCGGAUGACCGGCCGAGCGUCAGCCUCUGGAGUGUGCUGAAGAACAGCAUCGGGAAGGACUUGACGAAGAUCAGUUUCCCGGUGUCGUUCAACGAGCCGACGAGUAUGUUGCAGCGCAUGGCGGAAGACAUGGAGUUCUCUGAAUGCUUGGACGUGGCAGCGAAAGACCGCGACGCUCUCCGCAGGAUAGCGUACGUCGCAGCGUUCGGGAUGUCAAACUACUCCUCAACGAUCGGGCGCAUUGCGAAGCCGUUCAACCCCAUGCUGAGCGAGACGUUCGAGUACGUGAGCUUCGACAAGGAGUACCGCUACGUGUCCGAGCAAGUCAGCCAUCACCCGCCGAUCUCGGCCUGCUGGGCGGAGUCGCCGCUUUGGCAUUACUUUGGGGAGGUCGACGCGAAGAACAAAUUCACGGGCAAGUCGUUCGAGAUCCGCCCCACGGGGGUCGCGCACGCAGAGCUAUUACUACCGGAGGAGUGGGCGCCUGACUACCCCAAGUCGGAGAAGUUUAAGGGCAAGGUGGUCGAGCACUACAGUUGGAAGAAGGUCACGACGUGCGUCUCGGGCUUCAUUUUGGCACAGCCUUCGAUCGACCAUUACGGGGACAUGGUGGUGACCAACCACCGCACGGGCGACCAGUGCAUUCUGACGUUUAAGCCGCGCGGCUGGCGGGGGCGGGACGCCUUCGAGAUUGCGGGCAAGGUGGUCGAUGCCUCUGGGCGCCUUGUAUAUGAGAUUGCCGGCCGGUGGAACUCGCAGCUCAUCGCACGCCUGGCGACGGAUGGCAGCGGCCACAUACACCCUGACAUGAGCGUCAGCGGACCGGGCUCGCCGUCGGCGUCGUCCGACUACCUGCUGCUCUGGCGCAACUCGGAGAAGCCGCCUAGGUCGCCCUUCAACCUCACGCCAUUCGCGAUCACCCUCAAUGACUGCCCGAAGGAUACCCUGAAGCCGUAUGUCUGCCCGACAGACUGCCGGUUGAGGCCGGACCAGCGUGCGUUCGAGAUGGGCAAGUGGGACUUGGCGAACGACUUGAAGGUGGCUCAGGAGGAGAAGCAGCGGGCGAUACGGCGCGCGAGGGAGGAGGGCAAGUUGCCGCCGCACGCACCUCGUUGGUUCCGCGCGGAGACGGAUGGGGAUACGGGCGAGCGGGUCUGGGUGCCCUCGAAGGUCGAGGGGAAGCUAGAGUACUGGCUCGAACGCGAGCGGUGCUGGAGGGAAGGUGGCAGGGAGAAGGCGAAGUGGAAGGAGGUGGAUGAGAUCUUCAUCGAGGAGCCGGAGUCUUUAUCGUCGUAAGUCUUAUUAGGAACCUUUGAUACUGUAAGGACAGAACACUCGAAUGUAGAACUAGUUACUGUGCAUAAUGGACAGCCAGGCGACGGGGAAGAUCGCAGAUGAAAAUUUGGGGCG